Molecule: messenger RNA, 3279 nt
Organism: Centropristis striata (black sea bass)
Lineage: Eukaryota; Metazoa; Chordata; Actinopteri; Perciformes; Serranidae
Product: ataxin-2 homolog
Exons: 3
Coding region: 739-2325 (528 amino acids)
Cellular component (GO): nucleus
Source: RefSeq, a predicted model, not a curated record
ACGCUCCAGCGGCUCUCUGGUCCUGUCUGCUCGGUUCUCGCUGACAGUUCAGGCUGCAGCUCUGCCUCAAACUGUGCUAGCCUGUUAGCUAACAGCUAGCUCUAUUGCAAGAUCAGCACCUAAUGUAUGCGGAAUGCGCAACCAUUGCGGAUGUGGUGCAGAAAAAAAUGCGCAUCGAUGCGACAGAAUACAGAAGUCAAUGUCAGUGAAAGAAACGGACUCAAUUGUUUUAAAAUGCUGCACAGUUGUCAGCAGUGUUGUGUUUUGUUGUUGUCUUUCAGCUCUGGAGGCGAUUCUCUGCUUUGACGGUGCAGCUCACUGUAAAUCAGCUGGACGUGUAGAUGUAGCUCUUAGCCUGCUCCAGGUGUUUUCACACCGCGUUUAUAUGUUCACAGUAACAUAUUUGCAUCAGUGAAAAUGACAGAAAUGUAUUUAUGCUGCAGCUAGACAUUAAAGUCUGCAGACUGCAUGCUUUAAUCAGACAAUCUGAUUGAAUCUCUCACUUAGCUGCAAGAAUGACAUGAGACAUUUGAAGAAAACAGGUUGGCAACAGUAUUUUAAGGGUAGUUCAACUCUAUAUUUCCUGAUAAAUAAUCAUCUGAUCCAGUAUAAUACUGAAGAGUUGUAAUGUCUUUAGCAGUAGGUUCAGUCACACCUUGAACCUGAGUUAAUGGGGCAGCAGCUGCCAGUAUCAGGAUUGGCCCGCCAGUCAGUUCUGCUGUAAACCAGGUCUGACCCAUGACUGAGUACUACGAGGAGGGGGGGCUGCUGUACGAGCAAUCACCUCCCAUGCACAUCAAAGUGGAGUCUCCGGAGGGACCCUUUGGAGGGGGAGCCUCAGAAAACGGCUUCCCCAGGGAGGAUGAUGACUCGGAGGGCAGUUGUGACCAGAGCAGUGGAUUACCUGGGGGGCUCCCCUUCAAUGUGGUAGUGGUGCAUCCAAACAUCAUGGCGCCCGGCAUGUCCUCAGACGACCUCUUGUCCAUUGAACAAAACAGAGCUAUGUCAGCUGCACUGGCUGCUGGCGGUGCAGGAAAAAGAAAGAGUCGUUUCAGCGGAGCAGAGCUGGAGGUGUUGGUGUCAGAAGUCACUCGGUGUGAAGGAGAGCUCUUCGGUCCUGCGGGGAGGCUCCGGCGGCGGGAGAGAGAACGCAUCUGGGCGGGAAUCCUAGAGAGAGUCAACGCCGUGUCCAGAGUCCCACGCACCCUCCGAGAGGUGAAGAAGCGCUGGGAUGACCUGAAGAGACGCAACGGAGGAAGGCUAGCAGACGCUCGCCACCGCAGCUGCUACCUGCCGUCCAGCAGAGGGGCAUCGAUGCUGGGCCGCCCUCAGACCAGCCCCAGGCUGCAACAAGCCAGGCAAAAGCAAAGCACCAGGCCAAAGCCCAGUUUCCCAUGUUUCCCUGAUUCAGAUACAGGUGUAGGGGUCGAAGGAUCAGAGAGAGAUGGUUUGGAAAAAGACGAUGACAAUCCUGAGCGAGACAGAGACUUGGGAGAAUCUGAGUGUGAACCUGUAGAAAACAGCAUGGAAGACAAAUUGGGGUUAGGACUGGGUCUGGGCAUAGGACCACCCCCUCCAUCCGAAAGAUGGCUACCUCCUUCCCCCCUCUACAGUGCUCCUUUCCUCAAUGGCAGCCCUCAGCCCAGUAGCCCUCAGCCUUCACUGGGGGCACAGCAGGGUCCUCUUGAAGCCCCUCCACGCAGCUCCUGGCUCGAAGACGAGCUACGAGGGUUGGGGGAAGCAGCCAUUCAACUGGGAAAUCGGGUAGAAAAGAGUUUGAGGGAUUUUGGGGACGGUUUCAGGCAGGACAUGAGAACACUUGUCGCUUCGCAAGAGGCGUUAGCCGUCAGUUUGCAACAAAACAAUGUCCUCUUGCAAAGGCUGCUGGGAGUGCUGGAAGCCCAGCAACAACCACAGCCGCAGCAGCAUCGUGUUCAACAAGCACACCAAUCGCAAACACCUCAACAGCACUUACAGCCACAGCCGGCUCAGCAGCAGCAGCAGCUACAACACACAGAACCACUGCAGCAACAACAACAACAACAACAACAGCGGAUUGAAGCACCACUGCAAACACAACUGCAACAUCAGCAGCAACCACUUGUAGUACAGUCACAACAGCAACAAACACAAAUACAGCAGCAGCCACAAGUCACCCAGCUUCCCAAUAAUCAGACGGCGGUGGCGGUGGCGGUGGUUCCUGCCCCGUCGUCCCCCGACGUACACGGCACUUUUCCCUCUGACCCUCCCACGAAUACAAAUGGAAGUGUGCAGAGGCCACGGCGAGGAAGAGCGGUGGAUCACAGGCGCAGAAGGCGGCGCUGAGGAGAAAGCACUUAGAAACUCAAUCUGCAGAUCAUAUGCAUAUUUGCUGUUUCAGAAUCUGACGAGAAAUGAUGCUCUUUUUCUACUGACGGUAUUUCUGUAAAAAUGUGUUAUUUGGAGUUUUACGUCCAGUUUCGAAUCAGAAAUCCAUCUCGCACUUAAGUUUGUCUUCAGAGAGGACUAACAUGGAUAAGAAAAUUAGAAACUUAAGACAAUAGGGUGGCCUUAACAUUAGCUUGGUUCUUCAUUCAGACAUACGCUAAAAGACUCACUGAAACAAACUGAAACAGUUGCUCUGUGGAGUGAAAACUUCACUCAUGAGACUUUCAAUACCCAGACAACAACAUACUGUAGGUGCUGAUGUUUAAUAUGCAUGUCACUGUACAUGCUUUGCAGCUGAGCUGCGAAGCUCAUGAUGCUCUUACUAGUUCAGUACUGUCUUAAUUCUCCUGAUACACUAACUACAUUGUCAUAAAGUACUUGUAAUCUGCAGUUGUUACCAUAUAUGGUAGUUAUACAGCUAUUGUACUUACCUGCUAAUGUAUGCUUGUGCUUUUUAACAGUUUCAUGGAAAAGUAUGUCUUUUCCAGCUUUGAUUGGAGAAUAAAGUUAGACUGUGUUCUGUUCAGUGCGUUUUGAGACAACAGUGUUACAUUUUAAAGACUUGACAGUUUUUUUUUUGGGUGAAAAACAAAAAAACCUUCCGGCAUAAACAUCACAAUAGGCUUCAGACUUAAAUUAAUAUUUUUCUGGUGGAAUUUAAAAGCAUACAUAAGUAUGUAGGGCUAUUUAUUCUAAUCUUGCAUGCAGUAUGAUGGAUGUUUAGUAGUUGCAAAGAAACAGCAUAUGGCCAUCAACUACGUAGAUUCGCACAAUCUAUAUUUUGUAGAUAGCGACUGUUCCGAUGACAUGUAACUAAACUUUAAUAAAAGUCAGACAUGGACUGCAAAUAAA